AUGCACGCCUCCGCUGCCGUCCUCGCUUUCGUCGCUGUUGCGGCUGCUGCCCAGACCCCUGUGGCCCCUGUUGCUACUCCCGUCCCUACUCCCGGUGCCCCCACCAACGGUACUAAGCCCGGCUCUGGCUCUGGCUCUGGCUCUGGCUCCGGCUCCGGCUCCGGCUCCGGUUCCACCCCCGCCAACGGCGCUGCUGCCCUUGGCCUCAGCGGCCUUGCUGGUGCUCUCGCUGUUGCCCUUGCCCUGUAA
Messenger RNA from Fusarium redolens, 249 nucleotides. RefSeq lists its product as uncharacterized. Bases 1 to 249 code for a protein of 82 amino acids. NCBI's taxonomy places the organism in Eukaryota, Fungi, Ascomycota, Sordariomycetes, Hypocreales, Nectriaceae. The transcript is spliced from 2 exons. The record is from RefSeq and is a predicted model, not a curated record.